Messenger RNA from Brugia malayi, 546 nucleotides. RefSeq lists its product as uncharacterized. The coding region runs from base 1 to 546 and encodes 181 amino acids. The record is from RefSeq and is a predicted model, not a curated record. The transcript is spliced from 3 exons. NCBI's taxonomy places the organism in Eukaryota, Metazoa, Nematoda, Chromadorea, Rhabditida, Onchocercidae.
AUGUUCGUCAUUUGGUUCAGUCUUCUACUUUCCAUUGCUUCAGCUCAAAUUGAAACUUUUGUUCUGCUUAAUCUCGACACCGGUGACCUUAUCACAUACAAUGACACUCUUAGUUUACAACAAAAUGCAACCACAAUUCAUCAUCCACCACUUCUUCUUCCCAUAGAUGACAUUACCGCCCAAGAAUAUUUCCCAGUUAGCAUGGAUACCUCUGAAGGUACUGAUAAGGAAUUGAAAUCAGAUGAUGAUAAAGCAUUCGUUCAAGAUUCUUCCGUCAGUGACACCACUAAAGACGAACAAAUCUAUGAAUGUUGUUAUCCCGGAUGUACAAUGAUCAUAAAAAAUUACGAUGAAUAUGCAAAACAUACGAAGACACACGAUGAAUCAUUCAUUCAUAAAUGCAAAAUGCCUGGUUGUGGACGAACAUUCAAUUGUGACUCAUCAUUUCGUAGUCAUAAACAAAGGCAUCAACCUUAUCAUCGAUGUGGGAGCUGUGAACAAAUGGAGGAAGAUCAUAUAUGGUUUGGACAUUGGUUGACAAAGUGA